AUGUCUUUAAACCAGUUAGGUCAGUUAUGUCAGCAGUUUGGAGACGACAUCAAUGGUAUACAAACAUCAAUUGUUGAGAAUUUGGAAAUACGAGAAGAUCAUGGAUCAGGAAACGACACUUGUCAAACUGGUACAGAGGGCAUCGACGAAAAAAUUGGUAGUACAGAUGUAGAAGAAAAUUAUGAAGAGGGGAUCAUUCAGAAUGAGGUUACAACGGACAAUACAACGGAAGACAUAGAAGAACAAACCAGUGAUGGAAAUGACAAUGGAACAAAAGAUCUGACUAACAGUGAAAAUACAAUGGUGAAACGUAAUUACGAAUUAAGGAAGAAACCACCAAAGAAAAGAAGGAAGAGUUUUUGGUAUGAAUACGACCAGAAGAAGAUUGCCAAGAGAUUGCCAUGUUAUUCUGUGGAAGACAAUCUUAGAAAUACAGAUGAGGAUGACGAUCCACAAAAUGAUGAAGAGGACAGUAUAAAAGAUUUGUCAGUGAGUUCUGAAAUGAAAAUCGACGUUAAACAGCUAAAUAAAGACAGUCCAGAUAAGCAGGAAGUUGGAGACAGUGAAGACGAAGAUGAAGAUAUAGAUGAAGAUUUCUCAAUGGAAUUUGCAGAUUUUGAAAAAAUGCGGAUGCUGACUUAUGUCAAUGAAAUCAUGCACUGUGAGAACAGUAAUUGUGAUGAGGCUGAUCAUGAGCGCCACCAUCAGUUUAUUGGCAGCCCUGAAAUGAUAGUCAAUAGAGAGAGGAGAAGAUUAGCCUUUGGCUGCGGAGUAAUUUCUCAAAAGAUUAUUAGUGCUCUGCUCAAAUAUCUGACAGACAAUUUGGUGUACAAUCAUCACGAGCCCUUCAGAUUCGGCGGCAGAAGGAUAAGGAAGCUGACACAUAUUGAACUUCAAAAUAUUUUCCUGGAAUAUAAGUUUUUUGCUGACCACUAUGUGACCUUUGUUUUACAUAAGGAGGCAAUCAUAUACUUCCACCAGAGGAAGACAGGGUGUCCAUAUGAGUUAGCAAACCAAAAAUGUAUGGAUGCAGAAGUGGAUAUGUAUAUUGAAUGGAAAAAGAAGCAUAGAAAAUAACUAUGAGCAUUCAAAUUGAAUAUAUUACAUUUUAUUUUUGUUUGUUUGUAUAUAGUAAUUAUGAUGGUCUUAUAUAACAUCAAUAUUCAACGUUUUAUGAUGAUAUUUUUAUUUUCUUAUUGUUUUAAAAGCUGUAGCUUAUUAGUAAAAAAAGAAAUUGUAAAACAAGAUAACAGCAAUAUUAAUGAAAAGAAAAAACAAGACAACAAAUGCAGAGAAUUUAUAUGAAGUAGUGGAUAUAGAAAGGAAAAUCAACAAGAACCUUUAAUCGCAAGUUGAUUAUCGUUUCUGAAUUGACUAAAACACGGUUUUAAAUUUGGAACAUAAAUCAAUAGAAGUAUCUAAAAAGAAUUUCAAUUUUAUUUUUUUAUUCUUGAAUGUGUGGGAAUUAAUACGGUUCACAUCUAUAUUUAGGCAUAUGAAAAUUAAAGAAAGUUUAAUAUUGUA
Messenger RNA from Mytilus californianus (California mussel), 1524 nucleotides. RefSeq lists its product as uncharacterized. The record is from RefSeq and is a predicted model, not a curated record. The transcript is spliced from 13 exons. Lineage: Eukaryota; Metazoa; Mollusca; Bivalvia; Mytilida; Mytilidae. The coding region runs from base 1 to 1077 and encodes 358 amino acids.